Messenger RNA from Hyla sarda, 2797 nucleotides. RefSeq names its product pleckstrin homology domain containing A1 (gene PLEKHA1). The record is from RefSeq and is a predicted model, not a curated record. The transcript is spliced from 15 exons. Gene Ontology annotation, cellular component: membrane; cytoplasm. NCBI's taxonomy places the organism in Eukaryota, Metazoa, Chordata, Amphibia, Anura, Hylidae. Gene Ontology annotation, molecular function: PDZ domain binding. Bases 380 to 1723 code for a protein of 447 amino acids.
GCUCGUGGAUUGUCAGUCGCGGCCAUCUUUGAAGUGUCAGUACGAGGCUUGGAAGGCGCACAGAGGGAGCGGCUGAGAAGUGAUGUCCGGAGUUCACUAGUGUGAACAGUGCAGUAAGUGUCACCGCCGCCUCCUCCCCGGAUUCACGCCGCCGGCCGCACAGCUAUGAGAUAGCUCUGUACAGUUUCAGUAUCUCUGUUUGCUGUCAGUGAAAGAUAUUCAUGAUAUCCUACCUGGAUAUAGGGAUAGGGACCCAGGCAUGCAGAUGUAACAAGACUCACAUACCACACGUGGCUGCAGGAUUCUGCUACUAAUACCACGAUUUUACCAGCAAGAUCAAGCCGCGUUACCCACCACAUGGUAAUGUUCCAGUCCAGACAUGCCUUACGUGGAUCGUCAGAAUCGCAUUUGUGGCUUCCUGGACAUCGAGGAACAUGAAAACAGCGGCAAGUUUCUGCGCAGAUAUUUCAUCUUGGACACCAGUCAGAAUAAUCUGCUAUGGUACAUGGACAAUCCACAGAACCUCCCUGCAGGUUCUCCUUCUGUUGGGUAUCUUAAGCUCACCUACAUUUCAAAGGUGAGCGAUGCCACAAAACUUCGACCAAAGGCUGAGUUUUGCUUUGUAAUAAAUGCCGGCAUGAGAAAAUACUUCCUCCAAGCAAACGAUCAGCAGGAUCUAAUAGAAUGGGUGAAUGUUCUCAACAAAGCCACCAAAAUUACAGUACCAAAACCUAGUGACCAGCUAUGUCCUGCUGACAGUGCGCACAACCAGCUGGAGUAUUCAAGUGGCAAGAAGCAGAUCUCAUACAAGACUGAAAUAGUUGGCGGUGUCCCCAUUAUAACCCCAACACAGCAAGACAUAAGUGAAAGUGCCAACACUGGUGAUAGAAGCAACUUGAAGCGAACCCAGAGUCAACUCUCAUCCCAUUUUCGGCUCUCAGAAGUUGGCAUUAUAAAAGCUGGGUACUGUGUCAAGCAAGGAGCUGUGAUGAAGACCUGGAAGAGAAGAUUCUUUAUUCUAGAAGAGAACACAAUAGGAUAUUUUAAAUCUGAUAUGGAUAGAGAUCCACUUCGUAUAAUUCAACUGAGAGAGGUGCAGAAGGUGCAGGAGUGCAAGCAGAGUGACAUAAUGAUGAGGGACAACUUGUUUGAGAUAGUGACCACUUCUCGGACGUUUUACGUACAGCCCGGGCAUAGGGAUACCGCACAGUAUAGAGUGCCAGCGCCGGCCACAACAAACAGGACGAGGAGGGAAGCGCAUGCGAGUGACGCAGACAGUCCUGAAGAAAUGCACAGCUGGAUUCGAGCCAUAUCUGGUGCCAUUGUAGCUCAGCGUGGGCCAGCCAGAUCUGCAGCCUCUGUGUUUUUAAUUUCCACCCUGCCCUGUCUCUCUGCAGAUGCGACAGGUCAGACGUCUUUCAAAUCCCUGUAUUCCGAGGAGACCCCCACCUCAUACUCCGAGCUCAACUCCUCUUUUCGCUCCUUCGGUCUCCCUCACGCGACCGCCCGAACUCAGCACUCUGACCCUGGGCCCCCUUAUCGGAGCAGGGAUGAAUAUAACACCAUUAUCAAGAACCAGCCAGGACUCCCCAAGAUCUCGUCUGUCUCUGCAGGAGACCAGACUAGCAAAAUGACUUGUUCUGUGCCCAGCAUGUCCGUUAAUUUGUUUGAGCAAGGGAUUGUUGACCUAGAUGAUGCCAGCUUGCCAGUCACUGAUGUCUGAGGCCAAUGCAAAGAUAUCUGGAAGGAAUUCUGGAAGAUAUACAGCUUUACCCUUCAGUUUUCAUGUCUUAUAAUGCACAACCUCCUCAUUUUGACCUGUUGUUUACUUUCCAAUCCGUGGUUAGGAAUUUUUUUUCCCAUUUUUAUUCCACCAGGUCUGUAGGACCAAUGCAGUAAGAUGAUGAAACACAUUCCCAAAAGAAGUCAAGAACUUUCUUCUACUGCAGCCAAAGCGAGAGAGAAUUGACUUUUUUGCCCGUUCUCUGGAACUGUGUGACAGCGGUCACUAUACGUGAACAUGCCUCUUUUGGCAUGGAGUGCCUUUUUUGCCCUUAUAGCGGUUUUACUUGCAAAGUAAUAUUAGCUCAUGUUCUUCAACUUGUACAAACACCAUUAGUGAGACGUACAGUUUGGUGUUUUAUCUGAUUUUAAAAUCUGCAAACACAGUAUUUUCAUGUCUAAACAUUUGCUGAAAUGCAAUAAAUGCCUGUCUGCGAGCAAAGAAUGCUGGACCACUGUGAGUUAACUCAAUCUUGACCUCUUGCCACCAUUCCUUGUUUCCUGUCAUAUUUUGCACAUUUACUGUUAGUGCCACUUUUGGGGGAAGUGCUUUUGAAAAUAGCAUUGGAAUGGAUUUUACCCUUUUUGUUACUUUUUUUUUUUUUUUUUAAAGAGCUCUCGGUUUGUGAACUUUAAUCUCACCGUGCCUGUAGUCAAGGUAUGAUGGCUUAUUCCGUGAAUUUUCCUGGAGACCAUGUUGUUCCUGCAUCUUUUUGUCUCCAUGUCUCAAGUGCCUGCUGAUUCCUUGUGUUGAAUCUUAUGUGGUGUAAGACUGUUGUUUUGUGAACUGCUGAUACUAACAAGUCUCCUGUAACCAUGUGCUUCCAUCUGUGACUCUACAAUGACAAAUCCCAAAGUUCUUAUUUUUUUGAUUUGUUUAUAUAUUAUAUGUGGGUGGUGGGUUCUAAUUUAUAAAGAAAAAAAAAUCUCCUUAAUAGUGUGCCUGCAAUGCACCAUUUAACUUUCACUUGAAAUAAAUAUAUCCGUUUUCAUCAAUGUAGUUUUUCUUAUGAGA